AUGAUGAAGCUCACUGUGCUGUUGGGUCUACUGCUGGGUCUGUCACUUGUCGCUGCCGAUUUGCGCGCAGAUUUGCGUGAGUUUAUGGCGCUGGUGCCGCGACGACGCAUUAACUAUAUAGCUGCGCGCUACUAUAUAUUCGAUCCGCGCUUUCGUCAGUCUGUUGAGUUUAUACGCAGCGCGGACUUUGCGCAGACCUGGCAGCAGCUGCGCCAAGCGCCCGACUUUGCCGAUCUCAUUGAUUAUGUUACCGAGUCCGGCUCGGGCUAUGAUGUUACCAGCAUUGUGGAUAAGCUCCCGAAUCGCCUGCGUAGUUAUCAUAUCUCACGUGUCGUGCCCGUCGAGCUAAUGCUGCGCCGUGACCUGAGCACAUUUCUACGCGAAGCGCUGCAGACGCUGCCGCGUGCGCAAAUUUAUAGCCUAAUGUCGCGCAAGCUGCGCGAGGGCAAGCAGUUCGCCAAGCUCUACAAAGCGCUCAGGCAACCGGAGUUCAGCGAGCUGGUGCAGACAGCACGUCACUCGAAGGAACUGCAAGCGCCGCUGCUCAAGCUGAGCAAGAAGCACAUCAACGUUGAUGAAAUCAUACAAAUCGUGUUUGAGUUGAUAAGCUGGGGACCCAAGACCUAA
Drosophila busckii is the source of this 627-nucleotide messenger RNA. RefSeq lists its product as uncharacterized. The coding region runs from base 1 to 627 and encodes 208 amino acids. The transcript is spliced from 2 exons. Lineage: Eukaryota; Metazoa; Arthropoda; Insecta; Diptera; Drosophilidae. The record is from RefSeq and is a predicted model, not a curated record.